This is a messenger RNA of Alternaria rosae, 2194 nucleotides long. RefSeq lists its product as uncharacterized. NCBI's taxonomy places the organism in Eukaryota, Fungi, Ascomycota, Dothideomycetes, Pleosporales, Pleosporaceae. The coding region runs from base 184 to 2046 and encodes 620 amino acids. The transcript is spliced from 4 exons. The record is from RefSeq and is a predicted model, not a curated record.
UAACAGCGAGGACAAACUCUACCAAUCCUGCCUCGACGCCUGCAUUGAGGGUAUCGCGAAUAUAACGGUGGACAGGCGGAUUGUUGGUACGUGCAGACUCUCUCACCUGCUCAUGCGCCCUGCUCCACUGACCUUCCCCCAGCGACAUCCACUCCGAGCAACAACGUCAACAUCAAAACCACUAUGCAAGAGGGCAGUGAUCUUGUGAGAAAGUCUACUCCGGCCACGCUCUCCCUGAUAUCGCCACCUGUAUCGCUUGCGCAGAAAGAAGUCGUACGACACACCAGUCCACCUCCACUGUCGCCUUCAGCCAUAAUCAUGGAUCGCUCGAGGUACAUGAGCGCACCGCCGGCUGCCUCGCCCGGUUGGGCAUCUGGGGACGCACGCAGCAAUCUCGCUGUUCAACCUGCAGCUAAUGCUGGCAGCUUGAAGCUCAAGAAGAACGCCGUCAAGAUCGUUGGGGCUGCGGGACCCAUAUCUACGAUCCCGUCGCGAUCUGCACCACCUGCCCCGUCAGUGACAUCAUCGCUAGCUCUGGGCUCAGUCAAGGCCAUGCAUAAGGCUGUUGAAGGACCAGCAAGUGCCAGUACCACUAGAGUGCCCAAGCCUGCUCCCCUUCAGAAAGAGGAUGCAGUACCUGCCUUGACUGCUACUAUGUCGAAAGCGGUUCUGUCCACCAAGGAGGUCGUGAGAGCUAGAACUAAUGCCAUGCACGAAGAAUCUGCAAUGGAUGCACUCUAUGCUCGCCUUAACAGCAAAACCGUUAUGGGGCCUCGCACUCCCGUAGGUCCCGAGGUAGCAAGACCUGACCAAACUGCAUUCUCGUUCGGCGCUCGUCUUGCUGAGGCCAAGACGGACAAUCCAGAGGCUAAGGAGGCAGAGACCGAGAAGGGAGACAUACGGAGGUCUCCCGGUAGCAAGAAUACGGAACUGAGACAAGAUAAGCUAGAGAAGGAGUACAUGCGCAAGGCGAGUGAGUACAUCCAGGCUCUUCCGGACAGCACGGGGAACACGGCAUAUCUCAUCAAGGCCAUGUCAAGGAAGCUCCACGACUCAUACACCUCUACCACCAAGGUAGAUGCUGGAAACAACGAAGCUCUCAAGGCACGUCUGGCAUUCGCAGUCGCCAACUAUCUCAACAAGAUAUUGAAGAAGCGCCCGGAGUCACGUACAGCCGACUCAAUCAAACAGACGCUUGGGGAUGCGGAUGGAGAUUUUCUCCGGCUAUGUGCCAAGCUUGUGGAGGAGGGGUCCGUCUCCUUGGAGACACUGACUGAAGUAUCCGGUAUCGUCACCACUAUGCGUGAUGUUCUGCCCAAGCCAGAGCAACCUACCACCACGUCUGUGGAAGCGCCUUCGGCGACAGCACGUUCUGUUGCGAUGAGCUCUGAGAACAGCAAGCUUAUGGCCAAGGACCCAGGGGGUAGCAUAAAGGGAUGGCCGACCCAGGAGAAGCGCGAGAAUCCCGCUGCACGUCGUACGUGCAUCUUGAAGGGUGUUGGGGGGAUUACCAGUAUCAACCAGUUGCAGGCUCUUGUAUGGGGUGGCAAGCUUGAGUCCAUUUCCAUGCCAGAGCCAGGGUCCUCGAACGCUCUUGUCAAGUUUCUUACACCCGAGGCAUGCGAGAAGUAUCACAAGGACACUGCGAACGGAAUCGAGAUAGUGGGCGAGAUGAAGAAAGCAGUUGUGUUCGUCGAGAAGGCUGAGGGACCAAACUCUAUCAACGAUGUCAUCCGCAACUGCAUCGAUGGCGACGCGUCACGCUGCGUGCGAGCUAUCGGCACCAACGAGCACAACGAAGCAGCUCUCAUGAAGUUCGCUCGGGGCAAGAGCGUCACCAAGCGCGACGUUGAUCGUAUCAAGAGCGGAAAGACCGCCCGUGGUCAUUCGUACGUCGAGUUCCGCUUUGCAAACAUCUACAACGCUCUCAACUUUAAGCGCGAACUCAUGGACAGCGAGGAUUGGGAGCAUUGCACCAUUGGCUAUGCAUCCGAUCCGUGUGAGCUAGCCAGGGGUGUUCAUUACAAGGAUGCGGAUGAGAGAUAGAGCUGCAUUGGUAUACUCGACCAGACCAUGUGCAUCACACUAGGCGGGGAACACGGGCUUGAAGAGGUGCGCGAAACCCACUGUGUCCACAUACGAAGACUUUUGAUGGGAGUGAAUCCUCGAAAGCGGGAAAACAAAACGUGAGUAG